Verticillium dahliae VdLs.17 is the source of this 1461-nucleotide messenger RNA. RefSeq lists its product as uncharacterized. The record is from RefSeq and is a predicted model, not a curated record. The transcript has 3 exons. Lineage: Eukaryota; Fungi; Ascomycota; Sordariomycetes; Glomerellales; Plectosphaerellaceae. The coding region runs from base 1 to 1461 and encodes 486 amino acids.
AUGCCUCUCUACUCGGACCCCCCGACACUGCGCACCUUCGACCAGGACAAACCGACGCUCCUUGUGUGUUGGUGGAUCACCAUCUUUUGCACCGUCAUGAUCGUUCUGCGCGUUGUCGGUCGAUUCAUUCGAACCGAGAAGCUGUUCAGGGAAGACAAGGUCGUUUCGCUAGCUCUGAUCCCCAUGUAUCUGAGGAUGGGAUGCGUGCACUUUAUCCUGCUCUACGGAACCAACAAUGCAGACUUUACGGGCGUCACGCUGUCCGAGAAACAACAUCGCCAACGACAGAUCGCCAGCGGCCUCGUGCUCGCCAGUCGACUGUUGUAUGCAGCAACAUUGUGGAUUCUCAAAGACACCAUCCUAGAGUAUUUCCGGCGCUUGACGGAAACCACCUCUGAGCGCUAUGCCAGCCAGACUCUGCUCUUCAUUCGAGUCGCCUUGAUCGCAACAUUCAUUGCCAUUUUCAUAAGCAACUUUGCCGAGUGCCAACCUUUCGCCCAUUACUGGCAGGUCCUGCCCGAUCCUGGCGGUCAAUGUCGCCAGGGCUACGCACAACUCAUCACAAUGGCCACCUGCAACAUCAUUACUGAUCUACUGCUUGUGGUUUUCCCCAUUCCCAUGGUUCUUCGCAGCCAAUUGGGCCUCAAGAAGAAGGUCCAGCUCACUCUUCUCUUCUCCCUGAGCCUGGCUGUCGUUGUCGUUACGUGCUAUCGCGUGCCGAAUAUUCUGCGCGCUCACGGGAAUCAGCAACUGCGAUCUCUGAUGGCUUCUGUUGAACUUUUGUUCGCCACCACAGCUGCCAACUCACUUGUUCUCGGGUCCUUUGUCCGUGACAGGGGUGUCAAGAAGAAGAAGUUCAAGUAUGGAUCUGUGGCCGUCGACUCCCUUGAGCGGACGAUCACGUCGCGGUCCCGUCGUCCGACGCUGCACCGUCAUUGGGGUAGUGACGAAGACCUCGUCCGCGACAUCGGGCUGGGCGUUGAAGCCGACCUGCAGAACAUACCCGAAUACGGCGAUGGCGUCGUCAGGAGAGGCGCAUACACCCCAGCACCCAUGGCUCGGAGAUUUGCCGAAGACUUGAAACACUGGAACUUUCCUGAACGACAGAGGAGUCAUGCAGAGAGAAAAGCAACUCGACAACGACACCUCGAAGAGUCUCCUUUUUCGAUGUGGGAGGGCUCCUGUCGGAAGAGGGCCAGGAUCCGGCGAGCUCCAGCUACGGACGCGACAGCUUCAGGCGCGACAGCUUCAUAUCGAGCGUGGAUCCUCUGUCUCCCAACACCUCGCAUAGCCUGCCCUCGCCGGCACUGCCGGCCCCUUCUACUGGUCAACGGGCGUGGCUCAACCCGCACUUCUUCAGGACAUGGGGGUUCUCUUUGGGCCUUCAAGCGCCAAACCCCCUCGGCACAAGCCCAGAAGCGGCACCGAGUUGCAGCCGAUACCGCAAUCCCGCCAUUCUGA